Messenger RNA from Scleropages formosus (Asian bonytongue), 5287 nucleotides. RefSeq names its product myelin transcription factor 1b (gene myt1b). The record is from RefSeq and is a predicted model, not a curated record. Gene Ontology annotation, biological process: regulation of transcription by RNA polymerase II. Lineage: Eukaryota; Metazoa; Chordata; Actinopteri; Osteoglossiformes; Osteoglossidae. The transcript has 23 exons. Gene Ontology annotation, cellular component: nucleus. The coding region runs from base 447 to 4037 and encodes 1196 amino acids. Gene Ontology annotation, molecular function: DNA-binding transcription factor activity, RNA polymerase II-specific; RNA polymerase II cis-regulatory region sequence-specific DNA binding; zinc ion binding.
GGCGGCUGAGGAGAAGGAGGGAGUUUGUUGAUUUCCCUUCCAGAGCGCGAGGUGCGCUUGUUUAGAUUUGCUGCUCGCGCUCCCAUCUGGAGGCUGCGGCUGCAGGUUUCUGCGCGCGUGCCGAGGGAGAGACAGAUGGAGGUCACGGAGAGGGACUCGCUCUCGGGAAAUUAACCAGAUUGGAGGCCGAGGAGCGCGUGACGGGGUUGUUCGGAGGUUCUUGGAAAGCGCGAACCGUAGCGCGCCGUGUUUUUUGCAGUAAACGGUAAACAUCCGCCGAAGUGAAAGACGCUGGCUGAGACAGGUGUGGGCGGCUUAUUAUACAUCGCCGUGAGCUCUUUGCUGAAAAUGAGUUUCGAGGCGAGCUGGUGAAGCAGAGGUGGACGAGAGGAGAGAGGAUCAGCAGUUGCGAAUCUACAAAGGGCCUGCAGAGCAGACAAAUCAAAAUGAGCCAAGACAGCGAAAGCAAGAGAGCACGUACUCGCUCCAAGGGAAUAAGAGUGCCUAUAGAGCUUGUAGGACAGGAGUUCAGCUGCCCAACUCCGGGAUGCAAAGGCUCAGGCCAUAUCAGUGGAAAAUAUGCACGACACAGAAGUGCUCUGAGCUGUCCACUGGCGAGGAAAAGGAGGCUCCAAGAGGCCGACUCAGACCAGGAUCAGCCCAUCUCCAAGAGGAAGUCCCACCCUCUCAAGCUGGCCCUGGAUGAGGGCUACAAUGUAGACAGCGAUGGCAGCAGCGAAGACACGGAAGCCAAGGAGGACUCCUGCGCAGAGGAGUCAGAGGAAACUCCAGAGGACCAGGAUGAGAUGGUUGAGGAGAAGGAGAAGAACAAAGAGCGGUCAAACACAGACGAGGAUGAAGAUGAGGACUGUGUUGUUGUGGAAACUUCGAGUACAGUACAAUCGAAGGACGCCAAGGCAACAGCCAAAGUCGUGGUCACGGCGGGUGCUCGGAGAGAGGAGUACUCAAACUACCAUGAAAUGGUGGCCAGUUCCCUGCUCAAUCUGAGUCAGAUUGCUGAGAGCCACAGUCCAGCUGAUAACACCAAUGUCCAACGACAGGAGUCUUCAGAGCGUAAACCCGUAGAUGAGCGGGGCAAUGAGAAUGAACACGGGGACAGUCGAAAGGCAGCUGAGGUGACAGAGAAGCACGUGUCAAAGCCGCAGCCUGAAGGGGAAGGCGUAGCAACACAUGUAAAGGAUGACGAUGAGGAAGAAGAGCUAGAUGAUGAUGAUGAGGAUGAGGACGAGGAUGACGAAGAGGAGGAAACACAAUUCAUGAGCAAGAAGGACAAUUCUGACCACCAGUAUUUCAGCGAAGACUUCCAGAAAGUUCACGCAAAGGACGCGGUAGAGGAGGAAUCGGGCUCAGAGAGACCGUGUGAGGAAACAGUAGAGGAAGAGGAGGAAGAUGAAGAAGAUGAUGAAGGAAUCCACACUCAGCAUGCCAUUGCUGCUGUCACGGCUAUCAGUACUCCAACUCAAAGAUCUGAGAGUGAAACGCUGAGCGAGGGGCAGAAGGCCGCGUCACAGGAGGACUACCCUUCCCAGAAGGCCUUACCCUCCGUGAUUAUCGAGGUGCAGUCCAAGGACUCAGAGAAGGAAGACAACGAUGAAGACAAUGGAGACGAGGAGGAUGAGGAAGAUGACGAUAGCCUCUCGCAAAAGUCAGCAGUAACCGAUGAGUCGGAGAUGUACGACAUGACGAAGGGCAACUUGGGCCUGUUGGAGCAAGCCAUUGCUCUCAAGGCGGAGCAGGUGAAAAGCCCACGCGAGUUGGGCCACGCUCCCGAGCACCUCGGCUACCUUGGCAUGGAGGAGCGCUCGGGGAAGCCCAUGGAAACCAUUCGCAAGAGUUACUUCAGCAAAGAGAGCUCCAGGCCCGAGAAAAGGGAAGUCAAAUGUCCCACUCCAGGGUGCGACGGAACAGGUCAUGUGACUGGACUGUACCCCCACCAUCGCAGUCUGUCAGGCUGCCCACACAAAGACAGAAUCCCACCGGAGAUCCUGGCCAUGCAUGAGAACGUGCUGAAGUGCCCAACCCCUGGCUGCACAGGACAGGGUCACGUCAACAGCAACCGCAACACGCACCGAAGUUUGUCUGGAUGCCCCAUUGCAGCAGCAGAGAAGCUCUCUAAAACGCAGGAGAAGCAGCAGCACUCUCAGACUAUGAGCGAGUAUCCCAAAGGAAGCCCAAACUCUGACAGAGUACUCAGGCCCAUGUGCUUCGUGAAGCAGCUGGAGAUCCCCCAGUACGGCAGCUACAGACCCAGCGUGCUCCCUGCCACGCCUCGCGCCAACCUGGCCAAGGAACUGGAGAAGUACUCCAAAGUCUCCUUCGAUUAUGCAAGCUUUGACGUUCAGGUCUUUGGGAAACGCAUGCUCGCGCCAAAGAUACACACCACUGAAACCUCACCGAAAGCCUUUAAAUCGAAACCGUUCCCCAAGGCCUCCUCCCCAAGUCACAGCCUAGCGGGCAGCUACUCAAAGAGCACCUCGUCUCCGUCCUCCAGCGGCUACGACUACUCCCACGACGCCGAGGCAGCCCACAUGGCAGCUACGGCCAUCCUCAACCUAUCCACGCGGUGCUGGGAGAUGCCCGAGAACUUGAGCACCAAGCAGCAGAGUGCGUCCAGCAAGAGCAUGGACAUUGAGGUGGAUGAGAAUGGGACGCUGGACUUGAGCAUGAAGAAGUCAGUGAAGCGGGAAGGCAGCGUGCCGUGCGGCAGCCCCGGCGUCCGCUCACCGGACAACUCCUCGUCCUCCUCAUCGCAGCACCCGGGCAACAGCAGCGCCGUGACCUCUCCCCAGUCCAGCCACGCCUACAAGCAGGAGGAAUGGGAGGGCCCCCUCGACUACACGAAGCCCAACCGCCAGCGAGAGGAAGACUCUGAGGAGAUGGAGCAGACAGCUCAGUCCUACGCCUCAUCUGACCCCGAGGAUUGUGAUAUGAUGCAGGACUGCCCAGAGGACAGGAAGUACCCUGGCGAGGUGACCACCCCCAGCUUCAAAGUCAAGUUCCAGACCAAGGAUUGCAAGAAGGAGCUCCUGCUGUGCCCCACGCCUGGCUGUGAUGGAAGUGGCCACAUCACUGGAAACUAUGCAUCCCAUCGCAGCCUCUCUGGGUGUCCUCUUGCUGACAAGAGCCUGCGAUCGCUCAUGGCAGCCAACUCUCCUGAGCUCAAGUGCCCCACUCCAGGAUGUGAUGGAUCCGGUCAUAUCACUGGCAACUAUGCCUCCCACAGAAGUUUGUCUGGGUGCCCGCGUGCCAAGAAAGGUGGAAUAAAAACAACUCCCACCAAGGACGACAAGGAGGACUCCGAGCUCUUAAAAUGUCCAGUCCCAGGGUGCGACAGCCUGGGCCACAUCAGCGGGAAGUACGCCACCCACCGCAGCGCCUACGGCUGCCCGCUGGCCGCCCGCAGGCAGAAGGAAGGUCUCCUCAACGGCUCUCCGUUCUCCUGGAAGUCCUUCAAGACCGAAGGUCCCACGUGUCCCACCCCCGGCUGCGACGGCUCCGGCCACGCCAACGGAAGCUUCCUCACGCACAGAAGUCUCUCUGGCUGCCCCAGAGCCUCCCUCGCCAAAAAGAAAGCCAAGUUCCCAGGGGACGAAUAUCUCAGCACAAAGUUCAGGGCCAGCGACGUUCUGGACAACGAUGAGGACAUCAAGCAGCUGAACAAGGAGAUCAGUGAGCUGAAUGAAUCCAACAGUGAGAUGGAAGCAGAUAUGGUGAACUUGCAGACCCAGAUCUCAUCCAUGGAGAAGAACUUGAAGAAUAUCGAGGAGGAGAACAAGAUGAUUGAGGAGCAGAACGAGGCCCUGUUUGUGGAGCUGUCUGGGCUGAGCCAGGCCCUCAUCCGUAGCCUGGCCAACAUCCGUCUCCCACACAUGCAGGAGCCAAUAACCGAGCAGAAUUUUGAUGCCUACGUGAACACUCUGACUGACAUGUACACUAACAAGGAAUGCUACCAGAACCCAGAGAACAAGGCCCUGCUGGAAACCAUAAACCAAGCGGUUAAGGGCAUCAAGGUCUGAAAAGUAACCAAGGAAGGAAUCUGAGGCUUCGGCAGAGGAAAACAAUUUUUAAAAAAAUAAAUAAAAGGGCAUUCAGGUUUUUAAACAGCACUGUACUUCUUCCCAGGGACGAUGUCAUCAAAAAUGAAAUGACCGUAACUAAAGUCCAGAGACGCUGCUGCCGGUUAACGGGGACGAGCCGAACGGAACCAAAUUCACCAUUUUUCAUUUUUUAAUUUUGAAUAUGUUAUUCGUGGGACGGUCUUUUGCCCCCUGUUGCUCAUCUGCUACCGCUGACGAAAAGUGAUCAGGAGCAAAACCCAAGUGCGGCAUCUGCCUGCCAAGGAUAAUAUGAAGAUCAAACCGACAUUUGAACGUUUUCAUCAAUGUGCUGUCGAGGCUACGUGUGUUGGGAAGGGAUGACAAUUGAUUAUCGAAACAGCUUAUGUGAAAGCACUUGUCAGAGCCGGCGCCAGAUGAAUUCCUGACACCGGCGGCCUCCUCCGGGGUCGUUUUCCCGAGCCUCGGCCGAGCGUCGCGUGGUCACGGCCGACGUGUUUCCGGCAGAGCUCCAGGAAGGCUAGCAGUAGCGUUGUAAAUCAGCAGCCGGUUCAAACUUUUGCUCGCGACACAACUCCUCCGAGUCUGGAAACGUGUCUCAUACAGCAGGGGGUCCUUCGACACAACUGGUCCACGCAUCCGCGGAGAUGUCAACCAGCGAUCAUCCUUUCUACUAGGUGUUCUUGACACGUCAAGAAAAACAGUAGAUGCAGCCUCUCUCUCCUUAAGUGACAAUAUAUCGUGUAAAUAGAUGUCCAUCCUAGUAAUAUCUAUAGUAUUUUUGAGCAUAGAAGUUGCACUUUGUUUCCCGGACUAGUUUGUAGAUUUAUGAUUGUUAUAUAAAUUAUUUAAGUUGAAUCACUGAGGAGUGCAAAGGUAAUUUAUUCUCAACUAUUUUACGUUGCCUAUUUAUUUAAUCUUGUCUAUUUAUUCGGUUAAAGGUGUUGUUUUGGAAAACGGUUUUUUUAAAUGGCCACGAGAAAAACGAGAAUGAGGACGUCUUCCUCGUCAGCGUUUAAGAAAGAGGAAGCUAUUCAGAAUAUCAACCAUAGCAAAUUAUUUUAUAUAUCUUAUUUAUUUUCAGGGGUGAAAUUUCUGGCCUCUUUUUUAAGUGCAAAUAUUUUAUAUGUGACAAGUUUUGAUAAUUUUUUUAAGGUUUUCCUUUUGUUGCUUCUAUUUCUGUUGUCUGGAAAAUAUUUUCGGUCAUCCGC